Messenger RNA from Aphis gossypii (cotton aphid), 522 nucleotides. Its product is annotated as ATP-dependent DNA helicase pif1-like. The transcript has a single exon. The record is from RefSeq and is a predicted model, not a curated record. The coding region runs from base 1 to 522 and encodes 173 amino acids. NCBI's taxonomy places the organism in Eukaryota, Metazoa, Arthropoda, Insecta, Hemiptera, Aphididae.
AUGUCUUUUAAAUCAAUCGACACAGUUAUUGAUGAAAACGAAAUCGUAAACUUUCCAACUGAAUUUUUGAAUUCUCUGGAUUUGCCAGGAAUGCCACCACACAACCUUCAAUUGAAAAUUGGUUCACCAAUUAUUCUUCUACGUAAUUUAAACCCACCUCAAUUAUGUAACGGUACACGUUUAGUCAUAAAAAAAAUGACCGAAAAUAUUCUUGAAGCAACAAUUUUGUCGGGAAAAUUUAAAGGAGAUAUCGUCCUGUUGCCACGUAUUCCACUGAUAGCGUCGGAAUCUCCAAUACCGUUUAAAAGGCUCCAAUUUCCGAUUUAUUUAGCUUUUGCGAUAACUAUAAAUAAAUCUCAAGGCCAAACAAUGUCUAUUUGCGGUUUGGAUUUGGAAAACACAUGUUUCUCACAUGGACAGCUAUAUGUUGCCUGCUCACGUGUAGGAAAACCAUCAAAUCUCUUCGUGUUAGCGAAAUACAGGUUAACCAGGAAUGUUGUACACAAAGUAGUACUUAGAUAA